Lindgomyces ingoldianus is the source of this 918-nucleotide messenger RNA. Its product is annotated as acetylxylan esteras-like protein 1 precursor. NCBI's taxonomy places the organism in Eukaryota, Fungi, Ascomycota, Dothideomycetes, Pleosporales, Lindgomycetaceae. The transcript has a single exon. The record is from RefSeq and is a predicted model, not a curated record. Gene Ontology annotation, molecular function: hydrolase activity. Gene Ontology annotation, cellular component: extracellular region. Bases 1 to 918 code for a protein of 305 amino acids.
AUGCAUCUUUCUUCUUUUUUUGUGCUACUUGGCGUAGCAACAAUUGCGUCUGCCCUUUCAUCCAACCUCACUCAAGUCAAAGACUUCGGUCCCAACCCCCGGAAUGUCUCCAUGUACAUCUAUGUCCCCAAAACGCUAGCGGCGAAACCGCCGAUUAUGGUUGUACCUCACUGGUGUCACGGGUCUGCUCAAGAUGCUUUCAAUGGUCGCCCUUACGCUUCUCUCGGAGAUACAUACGGCUUCAUUUCCAUCUAUCCAGAUUCUCCCAACACCGUUGAUAAAUGCUGGGAUGUCAGCAGCAACCAAUCGUUAACUCAUAAUGGCGGAGGUGAUGCACUAGGAAUCGUAUCUAUGGUGCGGUGGACGUUGGAUAAGUACGGUGGUGACAAGGACAGGGUGUUUGUAACUGGGACGAGCUCGGGCGCGAUGAUGACGAAUGUCCUGCUCGGAUCAUAUCCAGAUGUCUUCGCGGCCGGAAGCGCAUGGGCUGGUGUCGCUUUUGGUUGUUUUGCAGGAAAUGGAUUUGAUGUCUGGAACGAUGCUUGCGCUACUGGAAAGAUUAUCAAGAAUGGGACAGAGUGGGCAGACAUGGUCAAGAACGCAUACCCAGGGUAUAAGGGCUUCCGACCCAAGUUGCAGGUUUUCCAUGGGACCGCAGAUACAGUGUUGUAUCCCCAAAAUCUAAAGGAAGAGAUCAAGGAAUGGACGGGCGUGUUUGGAGUGAGCACUACGCCAACUGAAACAACGAAGGAUACGCCUUUGCCAGGUUGGACGAAGUAUAAGUAUGGGAAGAGAUUCGAGGCGUAUGAAGCAGCGGGAGUCAGUCAUGAUAUUCCGAAUCAGGCAGAUGUUGUGAUGAACUGGUUUGAUCUAAAAUGUAAAGAGGACGCAUGCUAUUCAAGGAAAAGUGACAAGUAA